AGAUCUUGUAAGUUCUUUAUCAAUAGCAAAAGAGGAGUCUAUCGCACGUUUCAUAACUUCAGAAUAUACUUUUAAAUCAGAAGAAGAAGCUGUGUUAGCUUCAAAUCCUUUAAUACGUCAUAUAGUUCCUCACUUACAGGCAUUGACAGCAAGUGAACUGGUUCAUCUUCUAAAAGCUGACGUACUUCAAGUAGUUACAGAGACUGUUGAAGAACAAGAGUUAGACGAUAAAAGUAAAUAAAUAUAUAUAUCUGCUUUAAAGAAAAAUGUCUAUUCCAGCAUUAUCAGGUAAAGCUUUCUUACUUAUUACUGGUGCCAGUCGAGGGAUCGGUAAACAAAUUGCAAUAUCAUUUGGACCAUUACUGCAAAGGGGAUCACAUGUACUUUUGUUAGCAACCAACUUAAGUGCUUUAAAAGAAACAGCUGCACAAUUACCUUCAAAUUUAAUAAUUGAUUAUACUAGUAUUGAUUUGGGAGUGGCUACAAAAGAUGAUCUAAAAAAAGUUAUACUAUCAUCUUUGAAAGAAACUAAUCCAAAGGAAUUUGAUAGAGUUAUUAUUGUGCAUAAUGUUGGAACAUCUGGUGAUAUUUCAAAAUGGACCAAUGAUAUGACAGAUAUUAACAUAUGGAGAAAGUAUUAUGAUCUUAAUAUGUUUAUACCUAUUGUACUAAAUGGGUUAUUGAUGGAGAUAUUUGAUGAACAAACCAAUACUAAAAAACUAAUUAUCAAUAUCACCUCUUUACUUGGUAUACAACCACGUGAAUCAGCUGGAUAUUAUUGUACUGUAAAAGCAGCAAAAGAGAUGUUUUUUAAGGUAUUUGCCUUAGAAAAUCCUGAAGUAGAUGUAUUGAAUUACUCACCUGGUCCUGUUGAUACUGAUAUGUUGCAAACUUUUCUUAAAGAAAUGUCUAAUAAUGAAUUUAUUAAAAAUACAACUAUUUUAACAACAGAGCAAACAAUUACUCGUCUUAUAGAAGUAUUGAAAAAUCAUAAAUAUAAAUCUGGUGAUCAUGUAGAUUAUUUUGAUAAACUGGAAUAAAUAACAAUCGAUUUACAUAUAUCAAAAUAUCAAAGCAGAAAGAAAAGUAAAUAUACAGAUAAUAAACAAAUAAAUAAAAAACAUUAUUAUAUAAUGAAAACUUUUUUAUAAUAUAUUACACACUUACUAUACUUGUUAUUUCCAAUAUAAAUCACUUAUUUUAUAUUAAUAUAUACUAAAUGUUACAAUUAUAAUAAAAAGAUAUUGAGCAUCACA
Messenger RNA from Vespula pensylvanica (western yellowjacket), 1256 nucleotides. RefSeq names its product sepiapterin reductase (gene Sptr). Gene Ontology annotation, biological process: cilium organization; tetrahydrobiopterin biosynthetic process. Gene Ontology annotation, molecular function: sepiapterin reductase (NADP+) activity. Lineage: Eukaryota; Metazoa; Arthropoda; Insecta; Hymenoptera; Vespidae. Bases 267 to 1040 code for a protein of 257 amino acids. The transcript is spliced from 4 exons. The record is from RefSeq and is a predicted model, not a curated record.